UCAAAAUGGUCAAAAUGGUUUAAAUGAACAUAGUCAAAGUGGAAAUGGUCUUUCUCAUAAUCGUGCACUUCAUCGAGUAGCUCAAAUACGUAAAUUUAUUUUAACCCAUCGUCCAGCUACUACAUCGAUUCCGCCUUCACCAACUCUACCUUCACCAACUCCGCCUUCAUCAACUUUACCUUCUACAACAACUCCACCUUCACUUCAAACUUAG
Diversispora eburnea is the source of this 214-nucleotide messenger RNA. The record is from the annotation of a GenBank genome assembly. Lineage: Eukaryota; Fungi; Glomeromycota; Glomeromycetes; Diversisporales; Diversisporaceae.